AGGUAGGUUAGCAAAUUGAGCAGUGAAGGAAAGACAGUGGUUUGCUCAGGAGAGAGGAGUGAUCAGGUGUGACUGUGGAGCUCCGAUUACACUUUGUGUACAAAUUAGAUCUGGAGAAUUUAAACAGGGCUGUAAGAGCACCUACUGAAAGGAAGAGGAUUAUAGGAGAUCUAGAAAGUCCUAAAGACAGCAUUUUUUUCCUAACAGAAAACAAAAUGAUAACUGUUUUUGUUGCUGUUAUUUUAUAAUUGACAAAUGACUGAACUGUGGAUUUGAAAGAUUGCUGAUUUAAAGAAGUAGAUGUGGAAUAUAAAUAGUUGCCAGAAAAAAUACUGACAACGUCAAAGCAAAAUGAAGUUCUUUCUAUUGCUUUCAGCCAUUGGGUUCUGCUGGGCUCAGUAUGCCCCAAAUACCAAGCCUGGAAAAACAUCUAUUGUUCAUUUGUUUGAAUGGCGCUGGGCAGAUAUUGCUCUUGAAUGUGAGCGAUACUUAGGUCCUAAAGGAUUUGGAGGAGUUCAGAUCUCUCCACCCAAUGAAAAUGUUGUCAUUAACAACCCUUCAAGACCUUGGUGGGAAAGAUACCAACCGAUUAGCUACAAGUUAUGUACAAGAUCAGGAAAUGAAGAUGAAUUCAAAGACAUGGUUACUAGAUGUAACAACGCUGGUGUUCAUAUUUAUGUGGAUGCUGUAAUUAAUCAUGUGUGUGGACAUGGUGUGGCUGCAGGAACGGGCAGUACGUGUGGAAGUUACUUCAACCCUGGAAAUAGGGAUUUUCCGGCCAUUCCAUUCUCUGCUUGGGAUUUUAAUGAUGGUAAAUGUAGAACUGGAAGUGGAGACAUUGAGAAUUACAAUGAUCCUUAUCAGGUCAGAGAUUGUCGUCUGUCUGGUCUUCUUGAUCUUGCCCUGGAGAAAGAUUACGUGAGGUCCAAGAUUGCUGAGUAUCUGAACCAUCUCAUUGACCUUGGUGUAGCAGGGUUCAGAAUAGAUGCUUCUAAGCACAUGUGGCCUGGAGACAUGAAGGCAAUUUUGGAUAAACUACAUAAUCUAAACACAACCUGGUUCCCUGAAGGAAGUAAACCUUUCAUUUACCAGGAGGUGAUUGAUUUGGGUGGUGAGCCAAUUAAAAGCAGCGACUACUUUGAAAAUGGUCGUGUGACAGAAUUCAAGUAUGGUGCAAAACUAGGCACAGUUUUGCGCAAAUGGCAUGGAGAGAAGAUGGCUUACUUAAAGAGCUGGGGAGAAGGCUGGGGUUUCAUGCCUUCUGACAGAGCACUUGUCUUUGUGGAUAACCACGACAAUCAGAGAGGACAUGGAGCUGGAGGAGCAUCUAUUCUUACCUUCUGGGAUCCUAGACUGUACAAAAUGGGAGUUGGAUUUAUGCUCGCUCAUCCUUAUGGGUUUACACGAGUAAUGUCAAGCUUCCGUUGGCCAAGAUAUUUUCAGAAUGGAAAAGAUAUUAAUGAUUGGGUUGGGCCACCAAAUAAUAAUGGAGUAAUUAAAGAAGUAACUAUUAAUGAGGACACUACUUGUGGCAACGACUGGGUCUGUGAACAUCGAUGGCGUCAAAUAAGAAACAUGGUUAUGUUCCGUAAUGUAGUUGAUGGCCAACCUUUUACAAAUUGGUGGGACAAUGGUAGCAACCAAGUAGCUUUUGGGAGAGGAAACAAAGGAUUCAUUGUCUUUAACAAUGAUGACUGGCCAUUAUCUUUAACUUUGCAAACUGGUCUUCCUGCUGGCACAUACUGUGAUGUUAUUUCUGGAGAUAAAAUUGGUGACAAUUGUACAGGAAUUAAAAUCUAUGUUUCUGGUGACGGCAAAGCUCAUUUCUCUGUUAGUAACUCUGCUGAAGAUCCAUUUAUUGCAAUUCAUGCUGAAUCGAAACUGUACAAUUUGAAUUAAAUACAUAUAUACCCAGAGAAAUAA
This is a messenger RNA of Rhinolophus ferrumequinum (greater horseshoe bat), 1923 nucleotides long. Its product is annotated as pancreatic alpha-amylase. Gene Ontology annotation, molecular function: alpha-amylase activity; cation binding. NCBI's taxonomy places the organism in Eukaryota, Metazoa, Chordata, Mammalia, Chiroptera, Rhinolophidae. The transcript is spliced from 11 exons. The record is from RefSeq and is a predicted model, not a curated record. Bases 352 to 1899 code for a protein of 515 amino acids. Gene Ontology annotation, biological process: carbohydrate metabolic process.